Molecule: messenger RNA, 4939 nt
Organism: Eupeodes corollae
Lineage: Eukaryota; Metazoa; Arthropoda; Insecta; Diptera; Syrphidae
Gene: svr
Product: carboxypeptidase D
Exons: 14
Coding region: 617-4819 (1400 amino acids)
Biological process (GO): proteolysis
Molecular function (GO): metallocarboxypeptidase activity; zinc ion binding
Source: RefSeq, a predicted model, not a curated record
CUGGGUGGGGAAACUAUUUUCAGGAUUUCAAGAUGUUUAUUGUUUUCUUGUUGUCUGGUCUGGGUACUUAUUUAUUAUAACGUCGUCGACUAGUUGCUCUUAAUUUAUAAUCGAUUUGCCAAUCUCUUUUCCAUUUCCCAGACAAGAUUGAAUUCUUAAAAGCAAAGCCAGUACAAGACCAAGUCGGAAAAUAAUUAUGAAGUUAUCUUAAGUAAAAUCUCAAUAAACAUUCAUACGACGACGUACAUACGUAAAUGCAACUGUUUUCAGAGAACAUUUCUUGCCGCGUCGCCGUCUUUUGUUCGAACUUUCAAAAGGUUAUCUCUGAGCUCUGAGGCUCUGACUCCGCUCUGAGCUCUGACAGAUUCAUACGAUUCUCUAUAAUUGAAUGAGUAUGAUAAUGUUUAUAUGGUUGCGGUGUAGUGUAUAUUGAUUUGUGCUUUCCCUUGGUGUAGUCUCUGGUCUUAGGCAUUUCAUUUAUUUUGUACAAAAUUUCUUCAAAGAGAGUGUGAAAGUUCAAUUAAAAAAUAUAUAUAAAUGUUAGAACAUAUUGUGAACAAAACAUAAUAAGUUAACUCCAUAACCACCAAAGUCAAGUGUUUCUCUUGUGAUAAACAUGAUAUGGGCUAUAUUGUAUAAAAUUGCUCUACUAGUGCUUAGUACCCAAUCAUAUGUUAUUAAAAAUGACGAACAAUUCAUUGAAAAUCCAUUCUAUCACACCCAAGAAAACCUGGAGGAUACUUUCCUGAAGCUUCAGAAGACCUUUCCGGAAUAUGCCAAAGUUCAUAGCAUUGGACAUUCCUUAGAGGGAAGGAACUUAAUGGUUAUACAAAUAGGAAAAAAUGUACGCCAUCGCAAUUUGCUUACACCAAUGGUAAAAUACAUCGGGAAUAUGCAUGGUGACGAGGCAGUGAGUAGGGAAGUCCUUAUUUAUCUGGCUCAAUACUUGCUUCAUAAUUACGAAAAAAAUGAAGAAAUCUCCAAGCUGAUCAAUACUACUGACAUUUAUAUAAUGCCUACAAUGAAUCCAGAUGGAUUCGCCAGAUCACAGGAGGGAAAUUGUGACUCACUUCGCAAUUAUGUUGGUCGUCAUAAUGCUGCUGGAAUGGAUUUAAACAGAGAUUUUCCCGAUCGAUUAGAAGAUGAACAUACAAUCCAACUUAAGGCAUCCCAAAGACAGCCGGAAACAUCGGCUGUUAUUGAAUGGUUGAUUAACAAUCCGUUUGUUUUGUCUGCAAACUUUCAUGGAGGUGCUGUAGUGGCUAGUUAUCCAUAUGAUAAUUCAGUAAACCACCACGAAUGUUGUGAAGAAAGUCUGACGCCCGAUGAUUUAGUUUUUAAAACACUUGCCCAUUCAUAUUCAGAUAACCAUCCAGUAAUGAGAACAGGAAAAGAAUGUAAUGAAACAUUUGCAAAUGGUGUUACAAAUGGUGCUUUUUGGUACGAACUAAAUGGCGGUAUGCAAGACUUCAACUAUGCGUUCACCAAUUGUUUUGAGCUAACAGUUGAGCUUUCAUGUUGCAAGUAUCCAUUGGCAUCAACACUCCCAAAUGAAUGGCAUAAAAACAAGAGGAGUCUUAUAAGUCUGUUAAAAAUGGCUCAAAUGGGAUUGAAAGGAUUGGUAAAAGAUAUAAAUGGUUAUCCCAUUAACGAUGCUAAAAUCGUUGUUCAAGGCAUCGAAGACAAAAUAAUUCGCACUACAAAGCGUGGGGAGUACUGGCGACUCCUUACCCCUGGAACUUAUAAUGUUCAAGCAUUAGCUUUUGGGUAUGAAGCAAGUCCAAUUCAUAAGGUUGAAAUUCCAAAUAAAGAUGAACCAAUUCGCUUAGAUUUCAACUUAAAACCUUCGGAUUCUCUUAAUGAUGACUCAUUCCGAAAGGUCAAAGUGGAAAGAUCAGAUGAAAUCUCAAGUGGUUUUUCAGCGACUACGAAAUUCGUGCAUCACAACUAUACGCAAAUGGAAAAAUUCAUUCGAAAUUUAAGUAAAGCAUAUCCAUCAAUAACACGAUUAUACUCGAUUGGCAAAAGCGUUGAAGGACGUGAAUUGUGGGUAUUGGAAAUUUUUUCAAAGCCAGGACAACAUAUACCCGGUAUACCAGAAUUUAAAUACGUGGCCAAUAUGCAUGGAAAUGAAGUUGUGGGACGGGAAAUGCUCCUUUACCUUGCAAAAUAUCUUUGUGAACACUAUAAUCGAGAUGAGAGAAUAACAAACAUUAUAAAUGGCAUUCGGUUACAUUUUCUCUUCAGCAUGAAUCCAGAUGGCUAUGAAAUUGCAAAAGAAGGUGAUAAAAUAAGCGCUGUUGGCAGAGCAAAUUACAACAAUGUCGACUUAAACAGAAACUUCCCUGAUCAGUAUGGAACUGAUUCUUUAAAUCAGAAACAGGAACCUGAAGUUAAGGCUGUUAUGAACUGGACACUUUCAAUACCGUUUGUAUUGUCAGCAAAUCUUCACGGAGGAUCGCUUGUAGCCAACUUUCCAUUCGAUGAUAAUUCAAAUGACUUCCGGAGUCAAAUGAGCAAACUACGGAUUGCAAUGACAGGCCGAAAGCCUAAUCCAACGGAUGAUAAUGAGUUAUUUAAGCAUUUAGCUAUGGUUUAUUCCAAUGCACAUUCAACUAUGCACUUGGGAAAACCUUGUCCAUUUUUCGAAAAGGAAAAGUUUCCCGGUGGAAUAACCAACGGAGCCGAGUGGUAUAGCGUGACUGGAGGAAUGCAGGACUGGAACUAUGUCCGUGCUGGAGUGCUUGAGCUAACCCUUGAAUUAGGUUGUGACAAAUUUCCCAUGGAAUCUGAGCUACCGAAGUAUUGGGAAGAAAACCGAGAACCACUUCUUCAGUUUAUUGAACAGGUUCAAUGUGCAGUGCAUGGUUAUAUACGCAGUUCAAUCGGUACGCCCGUAUCAAAUGCUAUCAUAUUUCUGGAUAAUGCAACGCACAGUUCAUAUAGUGGGUUACAGGGUGAUUACUGGAAGUUGGUCACUCAAGGAAAACACAAUAUAACUAUUAUAGCUGAUGGUUAUGAAGUGCACCAUGAAGAGUUUAUUAUUCCGCAUGAUGGACCUUGCGGCUUAAGACUUGAUAUAGCACUGAUGCGAGAUGAUCCUCAGCAUUGGGCUUCAGCUCAUGAUUAUAGAAUCAUCGAAAAUAUAUUUCACACCAAGUAUCAUUCGAAAGAAGAAAUAAGAAAUCAAAUGGUAGAGUUGGAAAGAAAAAAUGUUGGCUUCGUAAGCUAUCAACACGCUGAAACUGGAACUGACUACAACUACGAUUUGCUUAAAAUGACUAGUGAGAUUGGCUCUCCAGACGAAACCAAAUACAAAAUUCUUGUAUUAAGCUCUCUGUUUGAUACUACUUCGCCUAUGGGUAGAGAGAUGAUUCUUAAUCUUGGCAGACAUUUAUCUGAAGGCUAUCGAAUCCAAGAACCACCGAUACUUAAAAUUUUCAAAAACAGCGUCAUUCAUUUAUUACCAAUUAUGGAGAAUUUUGAAAAAAUCAAUAAUAUUUAUCAAAAUAAUAAAACUGUGUGUGAUCCUCUUGUAGGUAAUGAAUUGGCAGAAAAGAUCCUUGAUCCAAAAUCUGACAAACGCAGAGAUUUGUUCAUUGAAAUGAUCGAUAGAGAAAAAUUCGAUUUAAUUUUGUCCUUUAGCGCCGGAAACUAUGACCUCAUGUAUCCCCAAAAACCACUGUUGGAAAACUUUGCUCGCCUGAUCGAAAAAGUAGAAAUACCUUACUCACGACCAACAUGUCCUUUAACAUCUUCACGCACAUCUCAAAAAGAUAAUACCCAACGAUUGACGAACCUUUUCUAUAAAAUACACCGUGUACCAAUGUUUAGUCUUGGUAUUUCGUGCUGUCGUAUGCCUUCUCAAGAACAACUUGCAUCAGUGUGGAGAGAAAACAUUGAGAGAAUAAUGAAUUUUAUUCAUUUAAUUGAUUUUGGAAUAAAAGGACGUGUGGUCUCAAAGAGUGAUGGUCAACCUUUGCGUAAUGCCUUCGUUAAAAUCAAUGAAUACAAUGAGAUCUAUAACGUUAGCAAAAACCUAGCUCAGUUUAAAGUUAUUCUCCCUCCUGGGGAAUAUGAUAUUGAAGUGAUUUGUGCAGGAUAUCAAACUAAAUAUACACAUGUUUCUACUAUCACAAAAGAUCAAUUUGUGGACUUGGGUGUACUGGAACUAGCUCCGGGAAAAACUAACUUUGGUAAAGCUGUGAUCAGUGAAAUAAACAUGGGCGAGCUGGGUGAUAUUUCUGGAUUCGUUCUGGAUAUGGAUAAUCAUCCUGUUGAAAAUGCUAAAGUGUAUACAAAAAUCAAAAAUAAAGUAUAUUCUAACUUCACAAACAAGUACGGAGGAUACAUUCUGAACAACGUUCCAUAUGGUAGUUUAAAAGUUGAUGUUGAAUCUUCUGGCCAUUAUCCUUCAUCGAGAAUCCUUCAAGUAAAAGAAAAAACAAGCAAUACUGUUUUCUAUUUGAAGACAGAUGAACGCGUAAUGGGAAUGCCACGUUUGAUAUUCGUUUCUAUAGCCGGAUGUAUUUUAGUUUUUAUGGUUGUGACUUGUGCCUUUUUUGUUCAAUGUGUCCAGGCGAGAAAACAUCGGGUUAAGAAGUACUACAAUUUUUCACUUCUUCCUCAAAAGGAAAGGCAGCUUUUUGAAGAAGACGAACAAGGUGAAACGGAAAUAUUUCGUUCCCCAAUAAAAAGAAAUAUGUCUUCAAAACCGUAUUAUGACGAGGAUCUACAAGUUUUUAAUAGCGAAGAUGAAGAAGAUAGUGAUGCAGAAGUUAUGGUAAUGCUGGGCCAAAACAGCAACGAUAUCUCAUAACAUUAAUUAAUUUUAAGUUUAAUUAAAAAAAACUUAAAAAAUCCAGAGGCACAAUAAAUCAAAUCUCAAAUGAACCGGAUAUUGAUUUCAAAAAAUAUCCGUGCAAAUAUUAUUGUUUCU